CAACAAUCAUAAGAACACGGCCUUCUCAAUACAUCAUAUCUUUGUUUAGAAAAGAAAUUUUAGUAUAAAGAAAUAUGUUUGGUAGUUUAUGUUAUGUCCUGUCCGUACUAAUGAUGGUGAAAAUUGUUUCACCGAAUGCUAUUAGGAAAGCGCUGUCUCAAGAAUACCCGAGAAUUAGUGAAUGGCAAAAAAUGACGCAUCAUCCUAUCUGUAUCAAAGCGCGUUUUGAUGAAUACGCGACACUUCGACAUCAUGGAAAACCUGGCUUUUUGGCUGCCGUGAAAUUUGUACAUUCCUCCGGACACAUAAGGUGUCACAAUGCUAAGGUACAUAACUCGAACUGGGGUUGUAGUCACACAGUACAAUCGAACCUUGGGAUUUUUCUGACUGACUGGAAAAACCAUGUGAUAUUUCCAACAAAAGCGCAAGCGGAAUUCGCUGCGCAGAGACAAUGGUGGUACGGAAUGGCAGGCUAUGAUUCUACGUCUCCCGAAUUGGUCAUGUCGAAUUUUGCUAAUCCGAUCUAUCUGAACGAAGAUCAGAGAUUGCGGCUUUGGUACGGCGAAGAUCUUUUUGAUCGCAGCGAGGAAGACAAUCAUGGCAAAGUUUGCAUGCAUAUUUAUGGUUACUUCUUGUAAAUUAUUUCGUUGACGAGUUUUUGAUUUGUAUCCUUUUAUGAAAUCAAUAUUAAAUUGUUUUUCUUUGGU
Molecule: messenger RNA, 707 nt
Organism: Xenia sp. Carnegie-2017
Lineage: Eukaryota; Metazoa; Cnidaria; Anthozoa; Malacalcyonacea; Xeniidae
Exons: 2
Coding region: 75-638 (187 amino acids)
Source: RefSeq, a predicted model, not a curated record